AAAUUUCUUUACAAAGCAUGCAAAAAUGGACAUCCACAUAUUGACUGUUAUUGCAAUUGUUUUACUCGUUUCAAUCCUUUUGAUAUUCUUUACCUUCUUCGAUGUCCUUUAUUCUUUAUUCAUGCCUUCAACGGAGGCAAAGCCAAAAGUGAAAAAAGUUCAACAACAGAAAAAGGAUCAGAAACGAGAAAAGAAGCAACGUCAACGUGAUCAACACAAGGAUAAUGUUGAGCAAGAUGAAUCCGAUGCACAUUCUGAACAACCAUCUGUUGAAGAAGAACCCCAGGGUCUCUCGAAAUUGCAUGUUGAAUUUGAGCCCGAACCAGAAGUUCUUACUUUUAAUGCAGAACAAUCUAGCAGGCGUGCUAGUAACUCGGAUAAAACAAAUACUAAACCGAAAUCUAAAAAAGAUAAAAAACAAGUCAAAUCUGGCAUCUUAGUCAAUAAAACUGAACCGGUUGCUGUCAAAACUCAUGCAGCCAUAGAGGAGCAAUUGAAUAACUUUGAACAGAAACCACCAAAGGAUGUACUCGAGCUUAAAAAGCAAGAGAAAAGUCAGAACAAUAAUAUUAUUAAAGAAGAUAGACAAGCUGUCAAAAAGGAGAAAACUAACAAGAAGGAAAAACAUAUUACAGAAAAGCCGACCACUGAACAGGCAGUGGAGUCUGCACCAAUUGUUGUUGCCAAAGAAGUUAAGCAACAAGAAGAAAAAACGCGUGUAGGUUCACCUAAAACCCAACAAACUGCUACAAAAAUAAAGCAAACCAAGAAACAACAAAAGGAGUCUUCAGCAAAUAAAGAAUUACUGCUAGCAUUGAAUAAAUUAUCUGACACCGACACUAUCGGUGUAUCGCUUUUGAUGAAUCUCUUCCGUCGUGCUGAACUCAAUCGCUCUGAAAUACAAAUAUUGAUUGACUACCUAUUAAAUAAACAACAAGAUAUGCCUUCGACACACUCUGAAUGGUCAGAUGAUAUAUGCCAAAAACUUAAACGGCAACUUGAAGAGAAGGAUCGUGCUUUGUCUGAACAGCAAGAAGCCUCCACUGGUUUGCAGGCCAAACUGCGUGAGAUACGCACAGAAAUUAACACAGAACGCGCUCAACUAAAUGCUACAGUCAAAGCUUAUACUGAUAAACUACAAAGCAAAGAGCAAGAGAUUGCUGCACUUAAUCAGGAACUACAAACUUUAAAUGAAAAAGUUACACUCGAACGUCAACAAUAUCAGGCCAAAUUGGUACAAGCAAAACAAGCUGGCUCCCAAGAUUUACUUACACAAUUGCAAAUGAUGCAAAAUGAGUUGGGACACAAGGAUAAAAAUAUUGCUGAGUUAACAUGCAUGGUGAAUGCUUCACGUCAAGCAUUCGAAGAGUUACAACAGAAAAACGAUCUUAUACAGCAACAGAGCCAACAAAUUAUAGCAUUGGAGCAGCAACGUGACGAACUUGAAGAAACCUCUAAUAAUCAGAUUUUCGAACUUGAGAAAAUAAAAACACUUGAGACAGAGAAUGCCGAAAGUAAAGUAGAGAUUUGUAAUUUACAAAAUGCUUUGGAAUCUGUUAAAGCCGAUUUGGCACAGUCUAGUAAGAAUCUAGAAGAAGCAAAAUCAGAUUUAACUGAAACACUCAAUACUAAAUUAAAUGAAAAAGAAGUAGAAAUUCAAGCCAUCCAAGCUAAAAAUACUGAACUGGCUCAACAGCUCAGUAGCAAAACAACUGAACAAAGCUUGGAGCAGUCUGGCUUGGAGGAGAUAGUUGGUGCUUUAAAGAUAGAGUUAGCUGAAAAAGUGUCAGAGCUCAAGGGGUUAAGUGCCAAAAACUCAGAAUUAUCACAGAAGCUUGCUAGUGCAGGCGAAAAUACUCAAACUCAGCAACAACUAGUGUUGGAACUGCACAAACUUAUUGAAACAUUGAAGACUGAUGUUGCUGGCAAAAAUAAACGAUUGCAGGAUGCCGAGCAAAAUGUAUUGAAAGUUAGUAACCGCGAAAAGGAGCUGUUGCAACAGCUGAGUGAGCAGAAGGAGAAAAAUAAUG
This is a messenger RNA of Teleopsis dalmanni, 2030 nucleotides long. RefSeq names its product ribosome-binding protein 1-like. Gene Ontology annotation, cellular component: endoplasmic reticulum membrane. Lineage: Eukaryota; Metazoa; Arthropoda; Insecta; Diptera; Diopsidae. The record is from RefSeq and is a predicted model, not a curated record.